This is a messenger RNA of Asterias rubens (European starfish), 2721 nucleotides long. RefSeq names its product branched-chain-amino-acid aminotransferase-like protein 2. The record is from RefSeq and is a predicted model, not a curated record. Lineage: Eukaryota; Metazoa; Echinodermata; Asteroidea; Forcipulatida; Asteriidae. The coding region runs from base 1272 to 2420 and encodes 382 amino acids. The transcript is spliced from 2 exons.
CUGAACAACUCACAUCUUAGCACACAUGUUUUUUAAAGGCAAACUUUGUUUAGGGAACCGUUUGAUUGUUUUAAUACAUAAACGUAUAGAAGCAUAUAAAGCUAGCAUCCUUUUCUAUCAAAAACUUAUGCAUAUAGGCUUCUAACCGCAGGUUUUUAUUGCCAUUAUUUUAGAGCGAUUACCAAUUAAUGUAUACCUUCCCUUUAAAAUGGUUUUUAAUGCUUUUCAUAGAUCACGUUUUUGGCCAUAACAUAAAUCCCUUUACUCACUAUGGAUGACGAUUAAUUUUAUGUAAUAUUAUAGAAGUUUCAGCUUCAUUUGUGAUUGUCAUUUUCUUUUUUUAAAUCAAAGAGCAAUGUUUUCAGGAGAGUCACGUCAAUACGUUGAGUACAUGCUAAAGUGGUGUCAUCUCCUGAGGAGAAAAUUAUUUGUGUGACAUUGUUUUACUAAUUUCAAAAGAAAAAGAAAAAAGUACAGCACCUCAGCUAUAGUAAUACUUUAAGGGAAGCUUUAUCUUAUCAUUAUCUUUAAACCGUGUUUAUCUUUGUGGAGAGAUCAUUUCGUAAACCAUAACAGUGAAUGAAUGACACUAAACAAAGGGUAACCACAAUUAAUCUCCGUAAAAUCUUAAGAACCUCAUAAUCUUUCUUUGUCACCGUCUUUAAUAAACUUGGUAGUUAUCAAGCUAUAAUAUUUAUAGCAAUGUCUGUCAAUUCACAAUGCUCAGCCAACAUGCAGCUUUAGCCGAACAUCAUUAGUAUAUACGUCAGUUUCCUGAACACACCAAGAAAAUAUAUAAAAAAAGAAAAGAAAAAAGAACAGACAGACAGACAGACAGACAGACAGACAGACAGACAGACAGACAGACAGACAGACAGACAAACAUUGCUCCUUGGAUCCCCAAUCAAAAUCGUUCUAAUCGUUUAUAACAACACACCUUGCAAAUAGCUGUUUGACCAAACAUGUACAAACAAAUGUAGGCCUACACAAUGAAGACGAGUAGAGUAUACAGUUCGAAACGUCGAGACCAAAACCGGCUCUUUUCGGAGCCAACAUUCCUCCCUUAUAUUUUAUACACGGUUGUACCCGCAAGUUUACUAUUUAUAACUACUGCUUAAUAUAAGUGUACAAACUGAUUUAUCAAUAUUACAUUUUUGUGAGUUUCUGUCUAAACCAUCAUAAAACAAUUUUUGUAGAGAAGCGUGGGUUUAAUAUACAAUGCAUGCCUCGGUUAAUGUGACUGGUACAUUUCUAAGCGUUAGGGCCCUAUAAUGUGUUUCCUUUCAAAAUAUUUUUUUUUCCUUUCAAAAUCAUUUUUUUUUCUGCAGGCGGGACCAGUAUUGCCCUAUGACUUUUUGAUUAUGAUGCAUAGAUGCAUGAGUGAACCCAACAUAAUAUGCGGGCUGUACUCAUUAUUCACACUGUCCAAGAUAGAUUUAGCUCACAACAUUUUUAUUGAAACAGCCUCGCAGAUUUUUACAAGAUCGAGUCUUUCCAUGAUUCAUCUAGAAAAGAAGAUGGCAGACUUCAAUGGCAAUUCGUCGGAACAGGUUCGGCUCCUGAUGUGGGCGGUGCCUCGUUCCGUCUCCACUGCCUUCACAAAGCUCAUGAGUUUUGUCAGUGGGGAUUCCAUAGUACUCUUCGAGCCUUAUAUCAACGCUCACUGGUUCGGGCCCGAGGGUGUACAGGAUGCUACUCAUCAAGCCAUAGUAACAGCUCUAACCGAAGAAACUGCAAACAGAACAACAAUCACUGGUGGGCGCGACCCAUCCGAAUAUACAUUUGGUUUUGUCAAGGAGCAACUUGACGAUCCUUACACUGGCAAAAAGUUGGUCUUCUGCAAAGACAUGGCAUUUACUGUCGUAGACAAACUGGAGUUUCUCCCGAAAAAUUACCGGCAUGUGUUUCUAAUUCGUCAUCCUCUGAAGGUCUUCGCAUCUUGGAAGAAAUUGUACCAAAGUUUGACUCCGCAAGAGUUUGAACUUGACGAGGUUGCCCCUGUAAUGUUUCCUCCAGGUUUCUUCUUCCGUGAAAUGGUCGAAUUGCUGGAGCAUGUGAGAGAGGUACACGAUCCUAAGGCAAUCAUCAUAGAUGCAGAUGACCUCCUCUCUGACCCCAAAGGCAUCCUAUCAGCCCUCUUUAAGGAGGUUGGUCUUCCCUUUGAUGAGAAGUGUCUUCAGUGGGAGGCCGGGGAAAGUGCUGCCGGGCAGUGGUUAGCUUCUAAUUUAUUACCUAAAGGAAACGAAGUGUGGGGCUUUUAUCGCAGGGCAAUGGGUAGUUCCUCCUUUGGAAAGCCUAGAGCUUUGCCCGACCGAUCUUCGUUGCCUGGCGAUGUCCUACGUUGCACUGAUGCCUCGAUGUCUUAUUAUAACAAAAUGUACGCUCAGCGCUUAACUGGCAAACUGUACGCGCAUCUCUAAAUAAAAGAUAUUGUGCAUUUCUGUGUAAAAUGGGAAUUUGGUUUGUGUACAAAAGCAUUUUACUUGGAUGUGCAUGUACCAAUCAAUGUAAUUAAAAGGAAAAAGCAAGAAGAAAAAAAAUAGGAUUCGAAGAUAAGCUGUUACAAAGCUGUUUAAAUAGGUUUAGUUUAAAAUGAAACAGAAUUGGAUCAAAUAGCUUCUUCAAACUUUAUAAGAAGGCCGAUUCACACUGCAGCGAUAACGAUCACGGCGCAAAGAGAACGCAUUCUAUUGGUUGAAUUGCUCCACGCAGAAUACGCAC